Molecule: messenger RNA, 855 nt
Organism: Acanthosepion pharaonis
Lineage: Eukaryota; Metazoa; Mollusca; Cephalopoda; Sepiida; Sepiidae
Source: the annotation of a GenBank genome assembly
AUGUCUGGCUGGCUCUCUGUCUUGUCUAUCUCUUUAUCAAUCUGGUUGGAUAUCUAUCUAUCUAUCUAUCUAUCUAUCUAUCAGAUUCUCUCUGUCUUGUCUGUCUAUCUCUUUAUCAAUCUGGUUGGAUAUCUAUCUAUCUAUCUAUCUAUCUAUCUAUCUAUCUAUCUAUCUAUCUAUCAGAUAGUGUGCAUCUCUGGCUGUCUGUCUUGUCUGUCUAUCUCUAUAUCAAACUGGUUGGCUGUUGAUCUAUCUAUCUAUCUAUCUAUCUAUCUAUCUGUCUUUAAUAUGUGUCUAUCUGAAUGCCUGAUUGGCUCUCUGUCUUGUCUGUCGUCUGUCUAUCUAUUUAUCAAUCUGGUUGGAUGUCUAUCUCUCUAUCUAUCUAUAUAUCUAUCUAUGUUUUCUUUCUAUCAUAAAAUCGACAUUUUGUUGAUCUCUUCUUUUCAUUUAGGGCUAAUCUCUUAUGCUGUCUUUUGUCUUUCUUUUCUGUCUAUUCUCUUGGUAGUAGGGCUAAUCUCUUAUGCUGUAUUUUGCCUUUCUUUUCUGUCUAUUCUCUUGGUAGUAGGGCUAAUCUCUUAUGCUGUCUUUUGCCUUCCUUUUCUGUCUAUUCUCUUGGUAGUAGGGCUAAUCUCUUAUGCUGUCUUUUGUCUUUCUUUUCUGUCUAUUCUCUUGGUAGUUAGGCUAAUCUCUUAUGCUGUCUUUUGCCUUUCUUUUCUGUCUAUUCUCUUGGUAGUAGGGCUAAUUUCUUACGCAUGCUGUCUUUUGCCUUUCUUUUCUGUCUAUUCUCUUGGUAGUAGGGCUAAUUUCUUACGCAUGCUGUCUUUUGCCUUUCUUUUCUGUCUAUUCUCUUGGUAG